Messenger RNA from Cetraspora pellucida, 1377 nucleotides. Lineage: Eukaryota; Fungi; Glomeromycota; Glomeromycetes; Diversisporales; Gigasporaceae. The record is from the annotation of a GenBank genome assembly.
AUGGAAAGACAAGUGUUGUGUGUUUGUACAUUUUGUCGAAAUGUAUCCAACAAUGUUGGAAUAUAUGUAAGUGUCUCUACUCGAACGAGGCAUCGACGACAGGAAAAGGAUUUUAAAAAUAUGUCACCUAUUCUAUUAAUUACUACACAAGACUUAAAUCCAUACGAUGAUAAUAUACAACCUUAUAAUAGCCCAGAAAUGUCAAAUUUUAUAUUUAAUCCUUCACCUACAUUAGUGAACCCUUUAGCAUUAGUUUCCAAUUUGUCAAUUAAUGAGUUGGAAUCGAAUAGUUUUGAAAAGAACGUAUUUGGGUUGGAUAAUCUUGAAGAAACGGAGAAGCAGAGGUCUUCACUUUUUGCGACUUCUAAUACCUUAGAAAACGGUGACUUAUUGGAAUUAGAGUUUGAUUUAGAAAGAAAUGUGUUGGAGUUUGAACCAGAUGAACAAGAAUUCGAACUAGAUGAACGAACAUCUGAACUGGAUGAGCAAGAAUUUGAAAUAGAGGAACAAGAAUUUAAAUUAGGAGAUGAAAAUAAUAAUAGUAAAUCUAUUAUUUCUAAUGAAAACAAUAUUAAUUGUGAAAUAUGUCCUAAGUAUAGUGAGCCACGAUAUGUGCCCGGACAAAUACCAAAAAAAGCCCGAAAAUCUGCUGCAUAUUUUUCUAUAAUCGACAGUUUACGAAUACAAUAUAAGGAUCUAUCACGUGCAAAAACUCUCCAAUAUCGACAUGAAUACACCUCAAGAAAAGAAUAUGUGUUUGAAAAUAGUGUAAUUGGAGAUGUCUUCGACGGUAACAGGUAUAAGUCCUUAGUUGCAUCAGGUUUAUUUACAGAUCUUCGUAACAUUGCAUUGAUUGCAUCAACAGACGGUUAUCAAUUGUUUAAAAAAAAGCAAAAUAAUUGCUGGAUCGUUUUACUUUUGAAUGUGAAUCUACCUCCAGAUCAAAGAGUAAAGAAGGAAAACUUGAUGAUAACUGCAAUUAUUCCUGGUUCAAAAUCAUCAAAAGACUUUAAUAGUUUCUUAAAGCUGCUUGUAGAUGAAUUAAAGUGUCUUGAAGACCACCUUGGGCAACAUGGCAAUAUCCGAUGGAAAGGCUAUACACAGUUUGCACACCUGCAAUAUUAUGCUAGAUAUGAUCAGAAAAUUUUUGCAGAGGAACCUCAGGCCUGGUCAUUAAAAUGUGUUUUUAGCCCUUCAACUAAUGAAGAAAAAUUAUAUUCAUUAUUCAAAGAAUAUGUGAUGACAACAACUGAAGUUCAUAAGAUUAAGCAAUACUACACAACUGCACUUGGUUUGGUGUUUAACCAUAUUAAGGCAAAGCUUCUGGUCGACAAAAAUGCUCAUCGUCAAAAGGCACCUAUCAACUUUGAAGAACAG